GAGGGAGAGAGAGAGGGAGAGUUUGGAGAGCAGCCGGGGACUGCCCAUGGUGGAUGGGCGGAGCAGUAAGCAUGCGCUGAGCUGGCAGACUCUGGGCUGGUCCUGACGGGCUGGCUGGGCUCCGGGCGGCUGUCUGUGCGCUUCAGACGGUCUUGGGGGAGACUACCACCAACACUCAGCGUCUCCUCGAGUGCUUAGAGAUUAUUAAAAAAAAAGAAAACACAGAAAGCAGAAGAGACACGAGGAUAACUGCGAGAAAAGAAAAGCAAACAGCCCCACCUCGGCAUCUGGAAAAGCACCGAAGAAGAAGGAGACGAUCCUCCCCCUCUACCCCACACCCCGCCGCCAACCCGCCCUAUCUACCCUACCCACCACUCCGUGCCAUCCCUCUGCUCUCAACUGCCCUCCCACCCCGUCAGGAGAAGCACGACCACCCAUAGGAAACCCCCACUUGACCAGCGUUGCCAUUAAGCGAUGCGCUUUGAAUUUAGGAAGAAAUCCCCUUUGCGUUUUUGAUGCACAACACAACCAGUGGUCUUCAUUUUUUUUUCCUCAGCGGGAACAGUUACGGAUUUGGGUGUUUACACUUUUUGACGGGUUUCCAGUGGCAUGAUAACAUGCAGAAUAUAUCAUCCCACGGCAACAGACAAGGCUGUCAUUCUAUAGAUUAGUCUUUAUUUAAACAACCAGCUGUCACAUACGCUGCGUUUGAGCUCAUGUUUGAUUUUUCCCAUGCUUAGAAAGAAUCCUGACAAUGGUCUGGGAACGGACUGCCUCUACAGACCCCUAGAAAUAUUUUUUCAACACGUACCAGCUCUAUAUUUCGUUUUGAUCGAAGAAAGAGCGACAAAUUGACGAGGAGUCAUUUGACACCGACGCCGCUUGAGCCAUAGGACUUUGCGUGCGAAGUUUGCACCGGGAAGAGGGGGGCCAAGUCGGAGAUAUCUCGGCCAUAUCCACGGCAAUUUCCCUGUAAGGUGGGAGGUCAGCGGGUUGUGGAGAUGCUGUCCCUGGACGAGCCCCUGGACCUGAAGCUCCCUCGGCGGGCCAACGGGCGGGACAGAGGGGCGCGCUCCCCCCCUCUCUCCCCACUGCACCCCAAGCGAGCUCGACAGCUGCGCAUGGCAGACGAUGGCACUGCAGUCAUAGAGCCGGCCUCGCCAGCAUCUCCGCACACAGGUGUGCAGGUGGUCCCCCAUGAUCGGACAAACACCCCCACCCCCCCUGCGGUGGACCUGAGCAUGUCUCCCUCCUCCCGCCACACCCCCACCUCUCCAGAAAUGACCAACGGCAACUACAUCCCCUCAGGGAAUUCUCACAUCUCCCAGGCCUUUCAGUUCUUCGUGCCAAUCGGAGCAGGGGCGGGACUUCACCUGCCAUCCUCCAUGUUUAUUGGCCAGACGAGCGACAAGAGAGCCUCUCCUGACCUCUCAGCGGACGAACAACUGGCCUGCCGCUGGAAGAAGUGCCAUCUGCUCUUUGACUCCCUGCAAGACCUGGUGGACCACGUUAACGACUUCCAUGUCAAGCCUGAGAAGGAUUCUGGGUACUGCUGCCACUGGGAGGGCUGUGCUCGCAAAGGGAGGGGUUUCAAUGCCAGGUACAAGAUGCUCAUCCACAUCCGCACUCACACUAACGAGAAGCCCCAUCGCUGUCCCACCUGCAACAAGAGCUUCUCACGCCUGGAGAACCUCAAGAUACACAACCGCUCACACACAGGUGAGAAGCCGUACAUUUGUCCUUACGAGGGUUGCAACAAGCGCUACUCCAACUCCAGCGACCGCUUCAAGCACACGCGCACACACUACGUGGACAAGCCCUACUACUGUAAGAUGGUGGGCUGCCUGAAGCGCUACACAGACCCCAGCUCUCUCCGCAAGCACAUCAAGGCCCAUGGCCACUUUGUGGCCCAGGAGCAGGGCUCCCCGGGCGGGGUGGGCUCCCUGCUGAGGGGGAGUCAGAGUGGAGUGCUUGUGGGCGAAGGGGGGAAGGACUCAGACCUGUCCUACGUGAGUGCAGCACACAUUAUCAUCCCCGGGGCAGCGGCUGCUCUCCUGGGAGGCCACGCCCUGCAGGGUCUGGGUGGCGCCCUACCCCUGUCCCCCCUCAGUCCUCGGCCCCUGGACCUCAGCACACUCGGUUGCCCCAGCUCCCCUCCAGGCAACCUGGGAGGCACUCCCAUCCUGUCCUUCAGCGGCUCCCCCCUGGGCCUGGCCAAGUCUCCUCUGCUCUCCCCGGCGUUCCCCUCCUCGGCGCUGAGCCUGCCCAUGAUGCCCAUGCUGGGGGCCUCGUCCGAGCGCAGGGCCCAGAGCCAACACGCCAAGAAGGGCCGGGGGGAGGAGGGCGAGAACAAGGUGACUGGGGGGGUCCUGAACCUCUCCACAGGAUCCCAUGAUCCCCUGUCCUGGGUGGUCAUCCCCCCAGGCACCGUGGUGCUCAAGCCAGCUGUGGUCAACUGAUACACACACACACACACACACACACACACACACACACACAGACACACACACACAGACAUAUACACACACAUUCCAGAAGAGCUCAGGGGGUCGGGAUGGGGGGGUGAACGCCAUAGUGAGGGUGCUCAGAGGUGAUAGGGAUUGGCUCGCACAAUCAAAUCCACGCAAUGCAUUUCAGAGAGGUUGUAAGAGGAGAAAACUAUAGAAACUUAUCAAACUCUCAAACAGCAAAUCAAUAGAUAACACUACACCUCACAAAAAAUAAGUAUACAAUGCAAGCCUCUUGUAUUGAUGGGAAACUAAACCUGGGGCCCAGGAACAUGUAUGGUUCUGUGUUUCUAUCAGCCCGACAGUGGGCUCCUCUUUGCUCUCUUCAUUUUGAAUUUUAUACUUUAUUCAUUCCUGAACGUGACAGUCUUAGUGCUCUGUGUUCUUAUAAAACGUCCUGAUUCAUUGAUGAGUAUUUAUAUGACUGUACUUCAUUGACAGUGUGCCUCCAGCUUAGCAGUGAGAUAGACCAACACCACAAAACCCAACGACGCACUCACCGUUAGGCAAACGUGCACGCAAUAUUAUACGAUUCUCUACAGUCGAUGCUAAAGUUAUGACCUAUUUUUCACAGGCUGCUGCUGUGAUUAAUAUGACUCAGACAGGCUUGCCAAACCAAAGCAAGUGAACUCAAACUGUCUUGGAUUUUUUACAGUUUUCAGCUCUGAGACAGUUCAAUUAAACACAGCACUUAAUAGUGUAAACUGGUUAUUAUAGUAUUGAGACCUCAAAACUGCUGCUAACCUCUCGGCUCCCCCAGUGUAACACAAACUGGGAGAGAGCACUUUUGACAAUCUGUCCCCAGUUCGGGGAGGGUGACCAACAUGGACCAGCCUAGUCCACCAGAAUGUGUGCCAGGUGUGCAGACUAGGGGCUUUUAGGGCACAGAGCGAACUAAACACAGACAAAUGGUGUUGCAUCACCUGACAAUGACCAAUCAUUACUUCCUCUUUUACACAAGUGAAAUUAACGGCAGCGGUGCGUCUGGCUCCCUCCUCUGGCAGGACACGAUGCACAUCAUCCUGCUUUCCAGUUACAGAACCUGCACUGUUUUUACUUCUGGAUUGUCCAGCUGCUUUCCCGUAAUUGAAUCAACACGGCCAGUUUGUGUAUGAAAGGGCCACUGUGGCGAUAAACACUAGUGUCUUGUUUUUUUAAAAAGUGACCCGACCCAAAACCAGCUGUGAAAAACAGGUGGUCGUCCAGUCGAAGCCCGACUUAGCCUCGUCGGCUAGAGUUUUGUCCCUAGUUCAACAAGUCCCAUGCUGUGCCAAAAAUACCUGGAGACGGGAAAGGGGGAUGUAUGUAUUGUGCCGCAGAGGGGGGUGUGACGCACUCAAUGCCACAUACAGCUGGACUGACUAGGAAGCCACACUUUUGCAAACUGCCUCAUUUUACUCUGUCCAAAGGGGCAAAAAAAAAAAAGACAAAAAAAGACUCGUAUGACGUCUGGGAAAACCUUUCUCAUGGUUCUAUUAAGCAGUCAACACGCACUUACCACACACUAUAUUCCUUACAUGUUUUAUAAAAUGUUACUGCCAAGUCAUGGUUUGCUCUUAUUACAUUUUUCUGCAAGGGUGAGUUUUACUGUGGGGUCUUUCCAGGCUUGUUUCCAGUGAUAAUGCAUGUAUGAUGUUGACUGACUGAGGCAGAGGAGCAGGAGAGGAUCAUCACAACACAAGGAACAUUCCCUCAAGAGACUGUCUCACCACCCUCCUCUCUCCUUUCACUCCUCCAUCUCUGCUUACGUUGCUGGUCUUACUUUUCCAUCGCCCAGUCUUAGAAAUAAUCAGUUAUUGCUGUUUUUUUUUUGGUGUCAUUUUUUUGUUUUUCUGCUGUUGUUCAGACGAGACAUUGUUUUCUGAUGUUGAAGUUGCUUCUUGUGUUCUGUGACGGCUGCUCUGCUCAGCUUUCUGCCGUCGAGGAGGAGUCUUUAAGGGGUUGAGGAGAGGGCCAGGAGGAGGUUUGGAGGGGUCCUUUAGGGGCAGUGGUUCCCAAUCCAGGGGUUUGGGGGGAAAAAAUCCAAAUGGUUCCAUAACAAUUAUAUAUAUAGAAGACAGAGAUUAAGGUUUCUUGAAUGUUCUCUGGUCUGAUGUUGAUUUAGCCUCUGGGGAUGAGGGAUAUUUCUGGGGUUCUGUAGCCAGAAGAUAUGGAAAACGGCCAAGACUUCCUCUUCUGUGCGCUUUUUACAGUCUGAUUUGCAACUUGAGAUGCAAGAAUGAAGUCAGAGCUGAGAGAUGACCAACAAGAUCUAAAAUCUAAUUCUUCAUUAGACAAUACCCAAUGGGUUCCAUGACUUCAUUUCAGCCAACAUUUUCCACUUUUUUUGAUCUCCAGACAGACUUUUUACUGCAGUAAACUGAAGCCCGCUCUAAUAUGAUCUGAUUGAUCAAUAUUACUCAGACUACAAAUAGAAACCAGAACUAAUAUUCUAAUAAUACCAAUAUUUUUCUAAUACCAAAAUCUCUCCAGAUCCCGUUGCCUUCAGAUUCUUCAUAAAGAAAGAAAGAAAGAAAAAUUUUGCUAUUUAGCUUCACUUUUAAUGCGGCUGAUAGUCGCUCCACCACUUAGGUCCAGACUGAAUUAUCUCAACGACUACUGGAUGGAUUACCAUGCAGUUUUACAUGUUACAAUGCCCAAGACACAGCCGUACCCAAGUACAGCCUUAGUGCUUCAAGCCUAGCUGUAAACUCUUGUUUCCUGUAACAUCCUGAAUAUGGUUACCUGUUCUGGGUACAUGAAGCAAUGUCUGGAAAAUAGAAAUCACCCUUUGGUUAAAUGGCUCACAACAACACUGCAAAUUGCUUGUUUCUUACCAAGAAAAAAAAAAAAAAAAACGAUUUAGAAGUGUUUGAUAAUUUAUCUUGUUUUAAGAGUUAAUUUCUUAUUUUAAGUGUUCAACAUGCUUAUUUCUAGAUUCAACAAUCUUAAUUCAAGAAAUCUUGUCAAGUGAAUUUAGCAUUUCCCUCAGAUUUAGUGUUUUUAUCUUGUUUUUAGACACCCUUUUUUUUGCAGUGAACAUGUCCAAACUGAGGCCAUAAACAGCUAGGUUAGGGGCCAUACGUUGAGAUGAGCAGCUAGGGGCCAUACGUUGAGAUGAUGUUUGAUUUAAGGGGGUCACAAGCCAAAAAGAUUGGAAACCACUGCUCUAAGGGGGAAAUAUGAAAAAAAAAAACAUAUCUAGUGGACCAAAUGAUCACAUUCCUCUAUGACAAUCACAAUGGUGUACUGAGGAUCAUUUAGAGAGGGUGUGGGCAUAAAACCCAUGUUGGAUAGUAUAAUAUCAAAAGUAUAGUAUAGACUAUAAUAGCAAAAUUACUUUCAGUGUAAAAUUAGAUAUGCAAACUCUGCCUCCUUUGUUCUGACUUUUAAUUUCCACCGUCAGAUAAAGAGAGAAAUAACAUCCGACUGUGAGAUGGCGGGCAGUGCUGGGGAAAGCGUGCGAGCAAAGAGAGACAGGAUUGGCUGAAUGAAUAAAUGAAUGGACAAGGGGAAGGGAGAGAUGAGGGGAGAGGCUGUGUGCCAGCAGGGGAAAAGAGGCAGAGGAUAGCUGUGCUGUGCAGCCGCCCUCCAUCUGGCCACCUAAACAGCAAACGGCCCUCUCAGCUCUGAAGUCACUGGCUGUGCUGUGCCCGAUGUGGCAGCGACUCACAGGCAUACCAGCCUGCAGAAACUAGGCCACUGAACUCUGUCUGCCCUGUGUUUUUUCUUUUUUUUUUUUUUUAUAGAUUAAACCCAAAAGGCUCAACUCCCCCACCUUCCGGCCACAAAGCAUUUUAGCAGAGACGAGGAAAACAAGCAGACUAACAAGUCACAUUUAAAGUAAAUAAAACAAAUAUAACCCUCCCUGUCUGCGGGCAGGGAUGAACAGCAUACCUGUGUUUCUGCUUCAGUAAAUCUCAGUCAUCAUUAUCUCAGACACCACCCCCCCCCCUCCUUCUCCACACACAGUGGUGCGUCUCCGGGUUCAGGCUGGGCACUGAAAUGAAUCUUGCGUCGUGAGUGGACAAUCCUGGCAUGUGAUGUCAUCAGAAACAGGUGUUAAGUAGGCUAGACAUGGUUUCCGUGGCAACAGUGAGACCCAGAGCCGUGGCGGCUCUCCUCCUCCCCGUCGGUCUGUCUCUCCUCUGCAGGUCGAAGCCAGGGACAGAGACUCAGCGCGGCGGCAGAACGCUGAAUAAUACGACACGGAUCCUCCCAGGGUCCACAUCUUUUCAAUAUCAAAUAAGCUGUAUGAUGAUCCAUUAACCCUUUGAGCUCAGUCUGUAAUUAACUGCACUUUUGUUCCCCUCAUAGCGUGUGUAGAUACGGGGAUGCUGCAACAUCCUUUCUCAGUGUACAGCAUUUUUCACCAGUUGUUUUGGGAACCAAGAAUAAUUGUAAAAAUCAUCCUCAGUCGCUAAAAUGUCUGAAUUUGAUGUCUUUUUUUUUUUUUUUUUUGUGGACAGUAUAAAAGCGGUACUUGCUCCUGGAGAUUUUAAAGUAACCCUCACUUACUGCUCUGAAAAGUGGAACUGAAAUCCAGGGCACAGAAUUUGUGUUAGCUAGCUAGGUCAGUGUCAUUGUAAAGGGGUGCCAUUGACUGAAGUGCCACAGUGUUGCACAAAGGGUUAAUGAUAAGACUAAGGCCAUGCAAGGCCUGUUCCAAGUUAUGUUUUUUGCACAUUUGUGAGAUAUUAUGUCAGUAUUUUAAUUUUUCCAAGUGCCUUUUUAUUAUAGGUAAAAAAAAAUAUAGAAGUUAUACAGUAUAUGAAAAAAAAUGAUUAUAUGAAAAUAUAUUUUUUUCCUGGCGUCAUGUUCUGUGGUUGAACAUGCAGAAUUUUAGAGUUGUAAAAGUCUCCAAUUGGUACAACAUAGCGGUGUUCUCCUGUUUUAGAGGAAUUUUAUUACGAUAUUGAUAAUAAUGUCAAUGAAAAGAAAAAUGUUUAAUAAAGUUGUAUUUGAUACAC
This is a messenger RNA of Centropristis striata (black sea bass), 7456 nucleotides long. It is a transcript of the gene glis2b, whose product is annotated as GLIS family zinc finger 2b. Gene Ontology annotation, cellular component: nucleus. The coding region runs from base 1002 to 2459 and encodes 485 amino acids. Gene Ontology annotation, biological process: smoothened signaling pathway; regulation of transcription by RNA polymerase II. The transcript has 7 exons. Gene Ontology annotation, molecular function: RNA polymerase II cis-regulatory region sequence-specific DNA binding; DNA-binding transcription factor activity, RNA polymerase II-specific. The record is from RefSeq and is a predicted model, not a curated record. Lineage: Eukaryota; Metazoa; Chordata; Actinopteri; Perciformes; Serranidae.